GUACCAUCUAUGCUAUAUGCGUGCAUGUGUGUGCUGUGGAUGUCAUGUGUGUAUCAGUGUGUGUGGCUGCAUGCCUGCCAUUUCGCAGCAGCCAGCCAUUUGGUGAGGGUCUUCUUGGGUGGAUCACAGCUUGCUCUUGUACGGCGCGUCGUACGGCAUCCUGAUGAGGUCGCGCGGGACACUCGACACGUUCGUCGCACUGUUCACAUCACACACAGCCAACACACACACACAUAAGUGGCCAUCGUCCGCACCCCUUUUCCUUCCCCCAGCCACCCUCCCUCCCUCACCCCGAGAGCUUCAUUGCGAGUGAGAGUUCGUCCUUCAUCAUCUGCAGCACCUGGCUGACGCCCUCCUUGCCAUUGUACGUCAGGCCCCACAGCGCCGGCCGCCCAAACGCCACCGCCCUCGCCCCCAGUGCGAGCGCCUUGAGGAUGUCGGUGCCCCGCCUGAUGCCGCCGUCGAGGUAGACCUCGAUGCUCGUGCCUCGGAGGGCAUCGACCACCUCCUCCAACACCUGCAAACAGGACAGGACGACACACAUGCACUGGGGGUUCGUGAGUGACAAGGGGGGGAGAGGGGGGUUACGUCGAUGGUGGCGUCGACGCCGUCGAGCUGCCUGGCGCCGUGGUUGGAGACCCACACGGCGGCCACGCCCUGCUCCUUGGCCAAUAUGGCGUCCUCGGCAGUCAUGACGCCCUUGACGACAAUCGGCAGGUUGGUGAUCGACUUGAGCCACUUGAUGCUGACCAGUGAGUUGACACACAGACAGACAUACAUCUUGACGUCCAUUGCAAUGCAACCCUCCCACCACCCUGCAAAUGUCAUGUCCCCCACCUGUCCCAGGUCAGGGAUGCGUCGAAGAACUUGGUGGUGUAGGCGCUGAGUGCGCUCCUGGAGUCGCUGUGGUCGGCCAUGCCCUGCUUGGCCGCGAUCCUCACCGCCUCCCUCGCAUCGCUCAGGUUGGUGCCCUCACUGCCUAGCGUCGACUUGGCCUUCGGCGCCUCGAAGUUGGCCAACGACAGGCCGGUGGGCAGCGAAAACUGGUUGCGGAUGUCGGCAUUGCGCCUGCCGAGUGUGGGUGUGUCGACGGUGAGGACGAGGGCCUUGAAACCGGCCGCCUCGGCGCGCUUGACGAGGUCGUAGGUGAUACCGCGGUCGCUGCAUCCAUCAGCGGAUGGAUGGAUGGAUGGUGUGUGGUGAAUGGUGUGUGUGUUACCGAAAUGUGUAGAGCUGGAAGAAUCGGAGGCCUUCCCCGCCGCAGUUGGCCGACACGUCCGUGACACUCGUCGUGGCCAACGUCGAGAGGGUCAUCGCUGCCAGACAGACACACACCCAUACACACAGACGUCCACUGCAUCAUUCGUGUGUGAGUGUGUGUGUGUGCUUACGGAUGCCCAUUUCCUUGCACGCGAUGGCGACGCCCGUCUCGCCGUCGGGGUGGGCCAUCUUCUGCAUGGCCGUGGGGGACACUAUCAGCGGCAUGCUCACGUUGUAGCCCAGGAUGGACGUCUGUGCAUACACACAAAUGACACACACGGCCAUGCCUCUGCUCAGUGACCACCUGCACUCAUGUGGCACCUGACCUGCAGCUGGAUGUUGUCGACGUCGAUGAGAAACCGCGGGCGCAGUCGAAUGCGCUCGAAGGCGACACGGUUCUCACGGAGAGAGACCUCAUCGUUGGCACCCGAUGAGUAGUAGCCGUGGACAGCCUUGGUGAGCCUCUUGCUGCACAAACCAACCACAACAGACACACACGCACACAGACACACACACCAUCACACACGCAUCGCCAUGGCUGUGGUGAACGUGUGCGUACUCUGCAAUGCGCUCAAAGUCGUCGAGAUUGACUGGGACCGACUCCUCGGCGCUGGCCUGCACACACGGAGAGACAGAGGGAGAGGGGUGUGGCGCCAUCAAGUGUACAGGGGCACUGCAAAGGGGCCAGCGUGAGCAUAUGCCUUGCUGAGGCUGUCUAAGCGGGUCAGGCGUCCAGCGAAGGCUGCGACAGAACAGGCCGUCUCUCUAGGCCCUCUCUGACUUCCACAUCAAUCACUUGACUAGCUUGCUGCCGCUCCUAUCCCUCACUGCAUGGCCUUUCCCAGUGGCAGCCAAGAGCCUGAUCUUCCCUCACUGAACAAUGUGUGUUCGCUGCGCUUACUUUUGAUCUGCUCAUCGACAUAGCCACCCAAAGCACCAAGGCCGACACACCUGCCCUGUAGAUCUGACUGAAGGGUGCGGGGGAAUUGCGAGGCAAACAAGUCAACCGUCG
Molecule: messenger RNA, 2272 nt
Organism: Vitrella brassicaformis
Lineage: Eukaryota; Vitrellaceae
Source: the annotation of a GenBank genome assembly